AUGCCACAUCGACGCCCCGAAUCUCUAUCGCCACCGUCUCUUGCGAUACCGUAUAGUCCCGGAUGUCCGAGCGCUGGUGCCUGCACGACGUUGAAGGGCUUUUUCGCUGCGCGGCGGCCCAGCAUCGCCGAGAGUCUAUCAGCGGGUGCCCUUACAACAUCUUUUGACAGAUUCGCACCUCCACAAAGCCGAACGAUCGGAAAAAUAUGGCCAGGGACAUUCAUCGUCUUUGCGUUAUCAACGGAGGAGCUUGCGCAAGAAUAUCCAGGGGAUUCUGAGAUCCAUCACAGGAUCUGCGAGUACAAUCCUGGACGAUAUCUCGGGCUCGUGACUUCAUCGUUCGUGCAAUCGAUUGAAGACGACGGUAGUACUGUCGAAGACGUGAUCGUCCACUUUGUAUCCAGAGAUACGCCACAGCCAUCAGUAAUUGCGAGCCACUUCAUCCCCAUCUUCCCUGUCAGCAACACCAUACCGACAGAAACAUCUGCGCUCCACACGAGCAUUUUAUUCCCAUGGAUUGAUUGCAAGCAAUGGACGACAUGUGGGGUUCGUCUUCGCGUCUGCCGCAAAAAUGCGUCCGCCCUGGUAUUCGAACUCUGUCCCGAUGAUUUUGAGCGCUUUGAGGAUAAGGCGGGAAAAGAUUACAGCGGAUUGGAAUAUCUCGAUGCGACAUUGGACGAUGAAGAGAAAGACACGCUAGCGAGCCUUUUGGUGGCGCCCUUCGCCUUGCCGGCCGAGAUCUGGCUUGACAUUAGGAAUCAUGCGGACAUAAAGGAACCUCCGAGUUUCUUUGGGGAUGUCGAAUCUCUUGAAAGGUGA
This is a messenger RNA of Suillus paluster, 819 nucleotides long. RefSeq lists its product as uncharacterized. The record is from RefSeq and is a predicted model, not a curated record. The coding region runs from base 1 to 819 and encodes 272 amino acids. The transcript has a single exon. NCBI's taxonomy places the organism in Eukaryota, Fungi, Basidiomycota, Agaricomycetes, Boletales, Suillaceae.